GCGCCACUUUGCCUCACUAACUCCGAAAGCGAUCGUUGUCGGAGUUGGUUCGUUGUUGCUGUGUCGCUGUGUGGAGAGGGGAAACUGGAGCGGAGCCGCAUCGCUUCGGAAACGUCAGUGAAUCUUAUUAUAAAACAUUACAGCUACACAGGCGCCCCAUUAUUGCUAUCACUUAUACAGACCUUAUUUCUUGACCCUUUAUCGCAAGUGACCCCCUGUUUUUGCUAAACUCGGACCCAGCUAUGUCGAACAAAGAGGAAAAACCAGAAGAUCAAAACCAGUCCAGUUGGAAAGAAUUUUUCUACAAUCCAAGGACUGGAGAGUUCAUUGGUCGUACCGCCAGCAGUUGGGCCCUCAUCAUCCUCUUCUAUUUGGUCUUCUAUGGCUUCCUGGCGGGAAUGUUCUCCCUCACGAUGUGGGUCAUGCUGCAGACCCUGGAUGACUACACUCCGAAGUACCGGGACCGAGUCUCUAACCCAGGACUGGUAAUUAGGCCUAAGUACAUGGACAUUGUCUUCAACCGGACAGAUCCUUUAAAUUAUCGAAAGUACGUCCAGCACCUGGAGUCCUUCCUGCAACAAUACAAUGACACAGAGCAGGAGAAGAACGAGCUGUGUGUGGCGGGGAAGUACUUUGAGCAGGACGAGGAGCCGGUGAAGAAGGCGUGUCAGUUCAAGCGCAAUUUCCUCAGACAGUGCUCCGGCCUGUCAGACACCACGUUCGGCUACGCCGAGGGCAAGCCCUGCGUCCUGGUCAAGAUGAACAGAAUUAUUGGGUUGAAGCCAAAAGGCGAACCGUAUAUAAGCUGCAAUCAAAAGACAGAAGGCACCUUGCAGAUACUGUAUUUCCCCAGCGAGGGGAAGUUCGAUAAGAUGUACUUUCCUUAUUAUGGGAAAAAAGCCCACCCAAAUUAUGUUCAGCCUCUGGUCGCAGUUAAGCUGCUGCUGGGGAAGGAGAACUACGACGAGGAGAUCAGCAUCGAGUGCAAGAUCGAGGGCACCGACCUGAAGAACAACGACGAGCGGGACAAGUUCCUGGGGCGCGUGGUGUUCAGAGUGAAAGUGACAGAGUAGGGCGGGGCUGGCAGAGCGGCACAAUGCCCAAUGUUGUGUGUAUCCGCAACACCACCUCCACCACCCCUCCUCCUCCUCCUCCCCACCCACUCCGCUCCCCGACCCCUCCCUUUUACGCCUGGGACUGGCACUGCUCCGUACUGAAGGGCGGGGCUGCGGGGAGGGGGGGCCGGCGCUGUCGGAAGCACGGCGGUGUGCUUCUGGAUCUUCCAAUUAAAACCCCUUGUGUGUCGCUACCUUCAUUUCCCUGCCUGCCUCCCCUCCCCUACCCCACCCCCCAACCCCCCCAGUGGAAAAGAAUGAAGGACACCGUGCCCCUGACCCCCAGCAGCCCGAACUAGACCAUGAGCAUGGAACACCCUGGUGCCACGCCCAGGGCCUGUAAAUAGCUGUAUUUGAAGCCUCGAGUCGCUGUGUUCCCUCUCUUGUGCGGUGUGUCAUGCGGAAUGUGCUGUGAAGUUUCUGUGUACAUAUUUAAUGGAUCCAAGCAAACAUUGUUUCUCUGUCAUAGCUCACUAUGUCUGACCACUGUAAGAAAUCAGAAGAAAUUUUAAAAAAGAAAUAGUUUUAAAUAUCGAAAGGAAAAUUUUAAAAAAGCCCAAAAAUAUAUAAGCGAAGCUGAACGUGGCCAACGUGUAAAGGGAUUUUUUAACCCCUGCAGGAGUCUUGGCCUCUGCAGACGCCUUAAGACCUGUAUGGAGAAAAUCUGAAAUAAAGGUGAUUUUAAACUAA
Molecule: messenger RNA, 1805 nt
Organism: Anguilla anguilla (European eel)
Lineage: Eukaryota; Metazoa; Chordata; Actinopteri; Anguilliformes; Anguillidae
Gene: atp1b3b
Product: ATPase Na+/K+ transporting subunit beta 3b
Exons: 7
Coding region: 243-1073 (276 amino acids)
Biological process (GO): potassium ion import across plasma membrane; intracellular sodium ion homeostasis; sodium ion export across plasma membrane
Cellular component (GO): sodium:potassium-exchanging ATPase complex
Molecular function (GO): ATPase activator activity
Source: RefSeq, a predicted model, not a curated record